AUGCCACCACCAACUCAAUCAACUCAGUCUCCUAGUCAACAAUUACCAACACGUGAAAAUAGUCAAUUUAAAAAACUUGUCCGUUUUUACGAACAAAAACAAUACAAAAAAGGUUUGACAGCUGCUAGAGAGAUAUUAAAAAAAUUUCCCAAUCAUGGCGAAACGUUGGCUAUGAAAGGCUUAAUCCUUAAUUCUAUGGGUAGAAAAGAAGAAGCUUUAGAAAAUAUUCGUAAUGGAAUCAAAAAUAGUAUUACGAGUCAUGUGGUAUGGCAUGUUUAUGGUCUAUGGCAAAGAUCCGAACGUAAAUAUGACGAAGCUAUAAAAGCUUAUAAAAGAGCAUUACAAUGUGAAAAAGAUAGUUUAACCAUUCUUCGUGAUUUAUCAUUAUUACAAAUUCAAAUGCGUGAUCUUGAUGGUUACAAAGAAACACGUCAUCAAUUAUUUAAUUUAAAACCUGGUCAACGUCAAUCAUGGGUUGGAUUUGCAAUGUCUUAUCAUUUAUUAGGUGAUUAUGAUAUGGCACAAAGUGUACUCGAAGAAUUUCGUAAAACUCAACAAGAUCGUCCAGCACCUUCACCAGAUAAACCAUAUGAUAACGAACAUUCAGAAUAUUUAUUAUAUCAAAAUCUUGUUUUACGUGAAAGUGGACAAUAUGAAGAUGCUUUACGCCAUAUACAAGUGCAUGAAAAAGAUAUAUAUAAUAAAUUAGCUUUAGCAGAAAUAAAAUAUGAUUUAUAUAUGCGUUUGGGUACAAAUGAUCGAGCUGAAACAAUUUUACGGGAUUUAAUUGAACGUAAUGCUGAAAAUAAAAAAUACUAUUAUAUGUUAGAAGAAUGUUUACAUUUCACGGAUAUUGAUGAUAAAACAAAACUUUAUGAAAAUCUUAUUGAAAAAUAUCCUAAAGCUGAUGCACCCAAACAAAUAAGUUUACAAUUUCUAACCGGUGAACCAUUUGCGAAAUCCGUUGGAUCAUAUUUACAGAGAGGACUUCAAAAAGGUGUACCAUCACUGUUUCAAUCUGUUAAGUUUUUAUAUGCAACAUCAGAAAAAGUUCAUAUAAUUGAUACACUUCUGCGCACUUAUUUAAAUAAUCUAACUAAAUAUGGAACAUUUGAAACUUCAUCAGGUAUUGAAAAUUCAACAAAAGAAAUCGAACCACCCACAAGUCUUCUUUGGCUUCAGUAUUAUCUUGCUCAACAUUAUGAUUAUUUGGGUGAUAUAAAUAAAGCAUUUGAAUACAUUAAUCAAGCUCUAUGUGAUACACCAACACUUGUAGAACUUUAUAUGUUUAAAGCAAAAAUAUUCAAGCAUGCUGGUGAUUUUCAAACGGCUGCUUCAUGGAUGGAUGAAGCUCAAGCACUUGAUACAGCUGAUCGAUUUGUGAAUUGUAAAUGUACAAAAUAUUUAUUACGUGCUAAUCAAAUAAAUAAUGCACUUGAAAUAGCCGGAAAAUUUACACGAGAAAAUUCUUCACCAGCCGAUUAUCUUCGUGAAAUGCAAUGUAUGUGGUUUGAAAUAGAAAUGGCUCGAGCUUAUCGUCGUUUAAAAAAAUAUGGUGAAGCUCUAAAAAAAUGUCAUGAAAUCGAUCGACAUUUUCAAGAGUUUAUUGAAGAUCAAUUUGAUUUUCAUUCAUAUUGUCUUCGUAAAAUGGUGCUAUGUGCUUAUGUUGACAUGCUCAACCUCGAAGAUCAUAUGAAAGGUCAUCGAUUUUUUCGUCAGGCAGCCGAAAUUGCUGUUGAAAUAUAUAUUCGUCUAUAUGAUCAUCCUCUGUCUGAACAAGAUAAUGAUACAAAUGACAAUCUUGCUAAUAUGUCAGCUGGUGAAGCUAAAAAAUUAAAAAAUAAAUUACGUAAACAACAAUUACGUGAACAACAAGAAAAACAAAAACAAAUUGAAGCUGAACGACGUAAAAAAGAAUUUCAACGUAGUCGAAAUAAAGAUGAUGGUGAAGAAGAAAAAGUUAAAGAAGAAGAAAUUGUCGCUGAAAAACUUGAACAUUGUGAAAAACCAUUAGAAGAAGCUAUGAGAUUUCUGCAACCACUUGAAGAUUUUUCUGGUAAUUUUAUUCAAACACAUUAUUUAGGUUUUGAAGUUUAUUAUCGACGAAGAAAAUAUUUAUUAAUGUUGCGUUGUUUAAAACGAAUGAAAAAAUUAGAUGCAAACAAUGCUAAACUUCAUUCAUGCCUAAUGAAAUUUUUAAAACUAGUUGAAAGCGAAUCUAUAGCUGAUGAACGAUUACGAACAUUAAUUGAUGAAGAAUUAAAAACACUUGGUAUUAAACAAGGAGAUUCAAUAAAGAACAUUGAAGAACUCAAUGAAAAUUUCAUUAAAAAUCAUUCAAAUUCAUUAUCACAUCGUGCUGAAGCUGUCAAAGUCAUGCUUCUUAUUAAUCCAAAGAACAAUCUCAAAGCUAUUGAAUUUCUUACAACAUUAAAUUCAAAUUUUAUCGAUCAAAAUUUAAAAGUAUGUUCAAGUAUUUAUGAAAAUAUGCAAUCAGGUGAUUAUGGUUCAAUUGAAUUUUCAAUACUUGAAAAAUAUCGUCUUGAAUGUCAUCGUCUUUGGCCACAAGCAAAUCUAUUUCAAAUAAAUCCAUCCUCGACUUUUAAUCAAUCUCAAUCAUCAGCACCACCAUCAUAUUCAUCAAUUUCAAGUCCACCACCUCCGUAUUCAUCGUGUGAUAGUCAAACAAAUGGUGGGGAAGUUGUAUCAAUCAAUCAGAAUUAG
Messenger RNA from Rotaria sp. Silwood2, 2724 nucleotides. The record is from the annotation of a GenBank genome assembly. NCBI's taxonomy places the organism in Eukaryota, Metazoa, Rotifera, Eurotatoria, Philodinida, Philodinidae.